UGUUUAUUCCUUCAUUUGAAAAACCGCGCUUUACAGAGCGUGAAAAGUGAAAAAAAGUAGCACAUAAUAUCUGUAGACAUGAUCAUUUAGUCACAAACAUCAUCAUGGCAGACAGUUUUCGAUUUUCAAGGCUUUAUCCUCUUCUGUGGCUAUUUUGUUAUUGUUUUGUUUGUGCAAUGACCAGUAUAAUACAUAAGAGGACGCCGACAGAUGAAGACAAGGACGUUAGAGUUAAAAAGGUAGGCAAAGUUCUUCAUCAUAAUCAUUCCUUCGAUAAUAGAAUUGUUUCAUUUCCUCAAAAUCGUGAGCACAAGAAGCACUGUCACUUCUCAAAUCUCAAAUGACUCAACUACGCUCUUCCCCCUUUUAGACUUAAUCAUUGAAUCAGGUCCACCAUUUUGAAUUUUCAAUGUUUCUCUAUUUUGAUCUUUAAUUUUGUUUAUAUCGGAGUAAUAUACAACAAAAAUUACUCGACAAUCGAAAAGAGUGAGAUCCGUAAUUACUCUUGUAGCCUGUAGCUGCAGGUGUAUGAUCAGCUUUACUCGAUUUUAAAGCUGUUUAACCUCAGUGUGAACACCUGUUGAUCACAUUUCGGUCAAGCAAAUAACACGAAAUUUAUCCACGAAAUACAAGUUCGAUUUCGCCACGCUUUUUUUUUGGUUGCAAAGCUCCUUGAGUAGAUAGAUUGAACCGAUUUUAAAGCUUGAUCAGACUAAAGAUCUUAAGAUAUCGUUGUCAGAAGGCAAGGAGAUAUAUGGUAAUGAUUCAGUCCAAUCGUUGAUCAAAUUGUUUCUCUGAAAUAGUUAAGUGCAUCCAGCAGAAUAGGAGUUUCGUAUCACAAAUUUAUUAUACUCAACAAAAUAUUGACGAAGGGCUAACGCUCGAAAUGUUAAUUUUUGAAACUCUUCAUGGUGGCCAAUUUACAAUAUCAUGACUCAGUUGAUGAAACCAAAUUAUCUUGUAAAACGUCCAACCGGCGCAGCAGCGCAGUUUCUUUAGAAAAGUAUCCUCUUUUUUGAAAACCUCGUCGAUUAUCUUUUACUCUCUUCUCGAGCUUGUUUUAAGACCUAAAAAAAUCUUUAUUUUCCUCUUCUGAGAGAAAAUAGAAAUGCUAACUCCAUAGAAAACACACCCUAAAAUUAUUUAUCCAUCACUUUUAUUCAACUAAUUUCUUCGCAUUGUGCUUUCGGAAUGAAGCAGAUGUUCAGUUACUAUGGUAAUUGCCCCACCAGAAAGUUAUUAAGCUUAAUUUAUCUCUCCAGACCACUGAAGGUAAUAAUAUCCAACUACGCAGUUACUGGAACUUCAAUGUCGUGAUAAAUUUCUGAUCUUAAUUAUGUUUCAGAUGAUAUCCCCAGGCUACUACUCUCAGGAAUGUAAUGCUCACAAGCAAUGCAAAGACCCAGUCAAGUAUUGUCACAUGUUUCUGUGCGUUGAUUGUUUGAAAGAAAAUGUAGCCUGUACACAAAAUGGUCAGUGUUGUCCUUCAUCGGAGUGCAUUUACGGUCGGUGUAAGGCUGGUUCUACUGCAGGAAACGCAGGUAAAAAACUCUAUAAUUUACUGUCUGUAUGUACAGCCCCUUCUUGUGUGUCCUUACCCACCAGAAAAUUUCUCAAUAUGUGGUUAAAUGACUUGGUAUUGUAAUUUGUCUAACUUGGUCUAGAUAUCGAUUUUUAUUUUGCGGCCAAGUGCGCACUCCGUAACAAACCAUAGAGGCAAAGAUCACUUUUGCAAUAAAGUGUGUCCGAAAACCCGUGACGAAAAUGUUGUUCAAAGUAAUAAGUCACCAGGCCUGGAGAAGGAAAUGUGAUGAUUAAGAAUUCCCCAUGGAACCUUGCAGGCGUCCUCUUGCUUGGAUGUUUGUCUGUUAACAGCUGAAAAGCCUCCAACUACCUAAAAAGAAACUUCAAAGAUAGCAUCGAGCGACAAAUCAUCGAUGAUUGCUAAAUUCUUCGCGAGAAAUCCGCGUGUAGAGGCGAGAAGACGGCAAUUGCGACUAAUAUGCUUGCAAUCAUUUUCGGAACUCAGUUUUUUUGUUGAUUUGGCAUUAGCAAUAAGUGUUGCAAAAUGAUUAAAACAAAGGCUCUCAAUGAAAACUUUUAAAGCUCCAUACGGAUCUGAUCGCUUCUCGUCCUAAACUAAGCUUUCAUAAACUAAGCUGUUAUUCACAGGAAUAUUGACCGAAAGCCCUACUUUCUUUCUUUCCAGGAUCGUUCUGCGAUAGACAAAGUGAUUGUAAGGACCAGGACCUCUGUUGUGUCCGUGAGCCCGCCAUCAACCCCGCCAUCUCAAUUUGUAAGCCCGCCCUUGAUGAACAUCAAACAUGUGGACCGUACAAUCAGUACAGGACAAUGUACAUUGGUGGUACUGUGCAACCGGCCUGUGGUCCUUGUAAACAGGGCUUGACUUGCAAACAAGUAGGGUAAGUACAACCACAUCAAAAAGAGAAAGGCUUGGUAUCGAAUGAGGCCAUACGUUUAUAAGCUACUAUGAUUUUGUAGAAAAACAAUCUAUCCUACAAUCUUAUAACCCCUAUAUCUAACCUUAAGAGUAUCGAGAUACAUACAUGAUGUUUUGCCACAUGGCAAUGCAAUUUAAAAUUUUAGAGUUACCAAAACAAAAUUUUGGCCACAAAGUAGAGAGGAGAAGAUAUUGUAAACCUCAUGAAAUUCUAGGAAGGUCAGGGAGAGCAUCAAUAUUCUGUGUCGCUUUCUGUUAAUGAAACCGGGAUAAGCUAUGUUGGUAUGAGCCUCUUGGCUCCUGAGACCAAUUAGCAUAUCAUUGCAUCUAUUGUUCAUUAUUGCCCUUUCUUCAGAAUAUUCGGUGUUCAUCAAGUUUGCCUGCCUGAAGCAAGUCCCCCUGGGAAGAAGUAGAACUACGCUAACAAGUGAGAAGCGCUCCGGAUGCAAUGUUGAGCCACGACUAAAAAGUUAUAAAUAAAACACUAUCAUUAAAUCUAUCAUUUUGACAAUUUUUCAGUAGUGUGAAACGAAUUUUUUUACCAUUUUUCUGGGAAAGCAUUCAUUCUGUAAGAAGUUUUGGAAUCAGUAAGUGUGUCAUACAGUUUUCGUUUAAAUGUGCCCUGUCACUAAAGUGGAAUAAUUUAUAUGCCAUUUUAAGAUAAAUUGGAGUAUUUUCAGAUGAAAUCUCCAUCUAAAAAAAAACUUGAGACCAAGGUAACCGAUGGGUCAAGAGCAAAUGAACAUACUAUUAAGCAAAUGCCAUUUCCGCUGCGUGGCAUUACUGCUAAUUGCUGCAUGCAUGCUGCUUUCGCAAUAUAAGUGUUGAUUUCAGACGUUCGUGUAAUUGCAUAUUCUCUUUCUGUGCUGUCUUCUGGUGUAAAAUAAAAUUUGCUUUUAUAUUUUGGAAAGUACGUGAAAUAAACCAUUUAUCUAACAACAUCUCAAAUUCAAAGUCGAAAGGAGAAUACAAUAAAUAUCAUCAGAGGUGACUUACUGUGAAGCAAUAUUUAAUG
Messenger RNA from Pocillopora meandrina, 3476 nucleotides. The record is from the annotation of a GenBank genome assembly. Lineage: Eukaryota; Metazoa; Cnidaria; Anthozoa; Scleractinia; Pocilloporidae.